GUGUCUGACUUGGAGGGGCAAUAGCAACAGAAAAAAAGUAGGGGGCUUACCUACUUGGGACAGUCUUUCAAGGCAAGAAAGUCUCAUAUGUCCUGAUCCCUCCUUUCUUGACCUUGAGAUUGGAAGGUCAUUUCGAUUGCUCUUUUAGCCGCUAGGCUUGGUCACCAUCCUGUCACCAUGCCUUACGAAAUUCUUGUUGGACAGCCAUGCUUUGCGGCGUGGCAGUCCCAGAAGCUGCUGGAUGGCAUUGCGAAGGUAAGCCAAGCUAAAGUGAAGAGUAUCACGGGAUCUUGGCUAUACUACAUCCACCUCAGCAACGCAACCGAUAUCAGCGAGAUAAAAGCCUUUCUCGGAAUCACAGACUUAGAUGAAGCUCCCCAAGGCGUUGUCGGGGCUCAGGAUGUCUACAUCACACCCCGAACCAUGUCACCUUGGAGCUCACAGGCCACUGCAAUUGCCCAGGUCUGCGGACUACGAAAUGUUGCCCGUGUAGAAAGGGGUCGUCUGGUGAAAAUUGAGUUUAACAGCGAUUCCGAAGACAAGGAGUUCUCGUCCUUCAUAGAUGUGUUAUACGACCGGAUGACGGAGACGUAUAGCGCAACCCAACCGCAUCCAGAAAACACGGUAUUCGCAGAGGGCACCCGUGGGCCCCUCGUUGUUGUGGACAUUUUCGCCGAUUCCCGGGGCCCUAUUGCCGCUCUUACGGAAUACAGCAAGGAAAAUGGCUUGGGCCUCGAUGACAGCGAAAUCCAAUAUUUGAUUGAAGUAUUCCAAGACCUUGGACGCCCGCCCAACGAUAUUGAACUGUUCAUGUUUGGUCAAGUAAACUCUGAACACUGUCGCCACAAAGUGUUCAAUGCCAAUUGGACUAUUGAUGAUAAGCGUAAAGUCGGGAGUCUUUUUGAGAUGAUCAAGAACACACAUAAGAGAACCCCCGAAUUCACUGUAUCAGCUUACAGUGACAACGCUGCUGUCCUUCAAGGAGAGCCUGCCGCUUUCUGGGCUCCGGAUUACCAGACUGGCACCUGGAAGCUCACCAAAGAAGUGUUACAUAUGCUUGCUAAGGUUGAGACGCACAACCAUCCUACCGCUAUAUCGCCCUUCCCUGGAGCAGCAACUGGGUCUGGAGGCGAGAUUCGCGAUGAAGCGGCUGUAGGUAGAGGAUCAAGGACAAAGGCGGGUCUUUCGGGAUUCUUCGUUUCUGACCUCCGAAUCCCGGGGCAUGAACAACCGUGGGAAGCAGAUGUUGGCAAGCCAUACCACUUCGCAAGCAGUCUUGACAUCAUGCUUGAGGCCCCUAUCGGCUCUGCGCGGUAUAACAAUGAAUUUGGCCGACCGGCUCUGGCCGGAGUGUUCCGCACUCUCCUGACAAACGUUGAUGAUGACUGGAGAGGUUACCAUAAGCCUAUCAUGCUGGCUGGUGGUCUCGGUCAAGUUCGACCACAACAUGCUCUGAAAAGUCCAGACGACGUCCACGAAGGAGCCCAUGUCAUUGUUCUUGGUGGCCCUGCCAUGCUCAUUGGCCUUGGUGGUGGUGCCGCAUCAAGCAGUAACUCAAGCGAAGCCACAGCUGAAUUAGACUUUAACAGUGUUCAACGUGGGAACCCAGAAGUUGAACGACGAGUUCAGAUGGUUGUUGAUACUUGCGUUGCUCUGGGCGAAGAAAAUCCCAUUGCCAUGAUUCACGAUGUAGGCGCAGGUGGGCUGUCCAAUGCGCUGCCAGAGUUAGUCAAAGAUGCGCUAGGCGGGGGCAAAUUUGAACUGCGUCAAGUUGCCAGUGCUGAUGACAGCAUGAGUCCACUCCAAAUAUGGUGCUGUGAAGCCCAGGAACGCUACGUGCUGCUGAUCAAUAAAGACCGUAUCAACCGUUUUAUCAGUAUCUGUAAGCGAGAGCGAUGUGGUUUCUCCAAUGUGGGCACACUCACUACUAAAGAUGGAAGUGGAAGUGCUCGAUUGAUUCUCCAGGAUCGCGAGACUCCAGCUCAGCCAUUACCUAUUGAUCUUCCGAUGGACGCUCUUUUCCCUCCAGGCCGGAAACAGGAGCGUGUUGACAAAACUGCUAAUAGAAAUCUGAAACCCUUCGAUUCGGCAUCUAGUCUCAAAGAGAAACACGGCGCCUCAAAUCUAUCAGAAAUGAUCACACAGGCUACCCGUCUUGUCUUCUCUUUACCGGCAGUGGGCUCCAAGAUGUUCCUCAUCACUAUUGGAGACCGAAGCGUUGGCGGCCAAGUUGUGCGGGAUCAACUGGUCGGACCAUGGCAAGUACCCGUAGCAGAUGUUGCUGUCACCUUGACUUCCUUCGGUGUUGAUGAACAGCCCCGAAUUGGAGAGGCUAUGGCAAUGGGUGAAAAGGCGUCCUUGGCACUUAUUUCCCCGGCAGCUUCUGCGCGUAUGGCAGUCGUGGAGAGCUUACUCAACCUGGGCGCGGCUCACAUAAAGAAUGAUCCCAAGGUCCGAGGCGACUUGCGCCGUGUAAAGCUCUCGGCGAAUUGGAUGGCCGCUGUCAAUCAUCCUGGCGAAGGUGCUGCUCUAUGUGAAGCAGUUCAUGCUAUUGGUAUGGAUCUCUGCCCCAAACUGGGUGUGGCCAUUCCCGUUGGCAAAGAUUCCACAUCAAUGAAGGCUUCGUGGAAAGAUAAAGAGACGCGCGAGUCAAAGAGUGUCACUGCUCCGGUGACUGUUGCGAUAUCUGCCUUCUCCCUAGUUGAAGAUGUUCGGAAUACUUGGACACCACAGCUUCGACGCGUAGAAGAUGUCGGCGAGUCUAUUCUCAUAUUUGUUGAUCUUGCUCAGGGAUUCAAAGCUAUGGGCGGAUCAGCUCUCGCCCAGAGUCUUGGUCAACUUGGUAACGAGGCGCCAGAUGUUCGUGACAUAGAUCUUAUCACAGAUUAUUUCGAUGCUUUAUCUCAACUUCACGAAGAAGGCAUUGUCCUUGCGUACCACGACCGAUCAGAUGGCGGCCUCUUGACUACAGUCGCUGAGAUGCUAUUUGCUGGUCGAUCUGCGGCGGAUAUCUACAUUGAUGAAUUGGUUCCCUCAGACUCUGAUUCAAACGUCAUGGACGCACUAUUCAACGAGGAACUUGGAGCUGUAUUCCAAAUACGGAAAUCAGACGAAACUCGAUUUAGACGCUGCUUUGCAACUUGUGGACCUCCUCCUGGACUACUCAAAAAGAUUGGGUACACACGAUCAACGACGAAACAGUCGCUUACAAUUCGGUACAAAGGCAAGCCGCUCGUCGAACUUUACAGAGCUGAAAUGCAGCAGUGGUGGUCAGCAACUUCGUUCCAAAUGCAGAAGGCACGAGACAACCCUGAGUGUGCUGAACAAGAGUAUGCUGCGAUCUUAGAUGAUAAAGAUCCGGGUAUCUCGUUUAACCUUCGAUUCGAUCCUUCUGACGAUGGCCGCUCAGUCUUCUCAAGCCUGAAAGGUUUGGUCGCCGCAAGACCGCGUGUCGCUAUCCUCCGAGAGCAAGGUGUGAAUGGCUAUGCAGAAAUGGCCUUUGCAUUCCGUGCCGCAGGGUUUGACGCAAUUGACGUUAUGAUGACUGAUAUAAUUGAUGGCCGCACGCUUGAUGAUUUUAGUGGUCUUGCAGCUUGUGGCGGUUUCUCUUUUGGCGAUGUCCUCGAAGCUGGGCGUGGAUGGGCGCUUUCCAUCUCCAAGAACGAGAAGGCCAAGGCCACUUUCGAGGCCUUCUUCAAGCGACCAAGGACCUUCACCCUUGGUGUAUGCAAUGGCUGUCAAAUGCUUAGCCGGCUCAACGAACUAAAUCCCGGCUUAGUCCCGGGGGCCGAGAACUGGCCUAUUUUUGCGCAAAACAAGAGCCAGCAGUUUGAGGGUCGCUAUUCUAUGGUCAAGAUUGGUAAUGAUGUACAGAAUUCCGUGUUUUUCGAUGGAAUGGAAGGUUCAUCACUUCCAAUUGUCAUCUCUCACGGUGAAGGUAGGGCCGAGUUCUCGUCGCCUACAAAACUCCAGUCUCUUCUAGAUGAAGGCCUGGCUCCCCUAAGAUAUAUCGACAACUCUGGGGCAGUGACAGAAAAGUACCCAUCUAACCCCAACGGAAGUCCUCAGGGAAUUGCUGGUGUUUCUAGUCGGGAUGGGCGCGUCCUCGCAAUAAUGCCACACCCUGAAAGAACAAUAAUGGCAGAUGUAGCAAGCUAUGUGCCACAGAAGCAGCUAAAGGAGUUCGGUCAGUAUGGGCCAUGGAUCAAGAUGUUCCGCAAUGCUAGGAAGUGGGUAGGUUAAUAGAGUGCAUCAGGAUCGGUAAGGACUUAAAACAAUCCAUGGCGUUGGGUGGUUGUAUUACAUUUGCUUUCUACAGUUAGAGGUACCUCACUAGUACCAGUCUAGUCAUGUAGACCUCAUUAUUCACUACCUUGUUGUUUGUAUUCACAAUACUAGCUAAGAUUCUCGU
This is a messenger RNA of Xylaria bambusicola, 4411 nucleotides long. RefSeq names its product CobB/CobQ-like glutamine amidotransferase domain-containing protein. Gene Ontology annotation, molecular function: phosphoribosylformylglycinamidine synthase activity. NCBI's taxonomy places the organism in Eukaryota, Fungi, Ascomycota, Sordariomycetes, Xylariales, Xylariaceae. Gene Ontology annotation, biological process: 'de novo' IMP biosynthetic process. The transcript has 6 exons. The annotation marks the transcript as partial. The record is from RefSeq and is a predicted model, not a curated record.